AUGUCGGCUCCUCAGCAAGCCCUCACCUUCAACGAUGUCUUCGAGGAGGAGGAUGUGGACGAGCCCAAGUCGGUGCACCACAUCCGCGCCAACUCGAGCAUCAUGCAGCUCAAGAAGAUUCUUGUCGCCAAUCGUGGUGAAAUCCCCAUCCGGGUCUUCAGAACGGCUCACGAGCUGUCACUGCACACUGUCGCGGUCUUCAGCUACGAAGACCGUCUGAGCAUGCACAGGCAAAAGGCCGACGAAGCCUACGUCAUCGGCAAGCGCGGUCAAUAUACCCCUGUCGGAGCCUAUCUCGCUGGCGACGAGAUUAUCAAGAUUGCCGUCGAGCACGGCGUUCAAUUGAUCCACCCAGGAUACGGCUUCCUUUCCGAGAAUGCUGAGUUCGCCCGCAACGUCGAGAAGGCCGGCCUCAUUUUCGUCGGCCCGAGCCCCGAUGUCAUUGACGCUCUCGGCGACAAGGUAUCUGCUCGUAAGUUGGCUAUCGCGGCCAACGUCCCGGUCGUCCCCGGCACUGAGGGGGCUGUUGCCACAUACGAGGAGGUCAAGACCUUUACGGAUACCUAUGGCUUCCCCAUCAUCAUCAAGGCCGCUUACGGCGGUGGUGGCCGAGGCAUGCGAGUUGUUCGCGAACCCGAGAGUCUGAAGGAGCAUUUCGAGCGCGCAACCUCGGAGGCCAAGUCUGCCUUCGGCAACGGCACUGUCUUUGUCGAGCGAUUCCUCGACAAGCCCAAGCACAUCGAGGUCCAACUGCUUGGCGAUAACCACGGAAACAUCGUUCACCUGUACGAGCGUGACUGCUCCGUCCAGCGUCGCCACCAGAAGGUUGUCGAGAUCGCCCCCGCGAAGGAUCUCCCUGCCGAGACUCGCGAUGCCAUCCUGGCUGAUGCCGUCAGGCUGGCCAAGUCAGUCAACUACCGCAAUGCUGGCACUGCGGAGUUCCUCGUCGAUCAGCAGAACCGCUACUACUUCAUCGAAAUCAACCCUCGUAUCCAGGUCGAGCACACCAUCACCGAGGAGAUCACCGGCAUCGACAUCGUCGCCGCUCAGAUUCAGAUCGCCGCUGGCGCCACGCUGGCUCAGCUGGGACUGACGCAGGACCGCAUCUCCACGCGCGGCUUUGCUAUUCAAUGCCGACUCACCACCGAGGACCCGGCCGAGCAGUUCCGCCCCGACACGGGCAAGAUUGAGGUCUACCGCUCUGCCGGUGGCAAUGGCGUGCGUCUCGAUGGUGGCAAUGGCUUUGCCGGCGCUGUGAUCACUCCUUUCUACGACUCGCUUUUGACCAAGGUCACUUGCCAUGGCUCGACGUACGAAAUUGCUCGGCGGAAGGUCCUGCGAGCUCUGAUCGAAUUCCGCGUUCGUGGCGUCAAGACCAAUAUCCCGUUCCUUGCCUCCCUCCUGACACACCCCGUCUUCAUCGACGGAACUUGCUGGACGACGUUCAUCGACGACACUCCUCAGCUCUUCGACCUGGUCGGCAGCCAGAACCGUGCUCAGAAGCUUCUUGCGUACCUGGGUGAUGUCGCCGUCAACGGCAGCUCCAUCAAGGGACAGAUUGGCGAGCCCAAGUUCAAGGGUGAGAUCAUUCUGCCGGAGCUUGUUGCUGCCGAUGGCACCAAGGUCGAUGUCAGCGCACCCUGCCAAAAGGGCUGGAGAAACAUUCUUGUGGAGCAAGGCCCCAAGGCCUUUGCCAAGGCGGUUCGUGACUACAAGGGCUGCUUGCUCAUGGACACUACCUGGCGCGAUGCCCAUCAGUCUCUCCUAGCUACGCGCGUGCGAACCACCGAUCUGCUCAACAUUGCCAAGGAGACGAGCCAUGCACUCUCCAACCUUUACAGCUUGGAGUGCUGGGGUGGUGCCACCUUCGACGUCGCUUACCGGUUCCUUUACGAGGAUCCUUGGGACCGUCUGCGCCGCAUGCGAAAGGCUAUUCCGAACAUCCCGUUCCAGAUGCUUCUCCGUGGUGCCAACGGCGUUGCCUACUCUUCUCUUCCCGACAACGCCAUUGACCACUUUUGCGAGCAGGCCAAGAAGAAUGGCGUGGACAUCUUCCGAGUUUUCGACGCUCUGAACGACAUCGACCAGCUUGAGGUCGGUAUCAAGGCUGUUCACAAGGCUGGUGGUGUGGUCGAGGGCACAGUCUGCUACAGCGGAGACAUGCUCAACCCCCAGAAGAAGUACAACCUCGAGUACUACAUGGAGCUUGUGGACAAGCUGGUCAAGCUUGAUAUUCACGUUCUGGGCAUCAAGGACAUGGCGGGUGUCCUCAAGCCUCACGCGGCCACGCUGCUGAUUGGCUCCAUCCGCAAGAAGUACCCCGACCUGCCCAUCCACGUCCACACCCACGACUCUGCUGGCACUGGUGUGGCGUCUAUGGUUGCUUGCGCCAAGGCUGGUGCCGACGCCGUCGACGCUGCCACGGACAGCCUGUCGGGUAUGACGUCUCAGCCCAGCAUCAAUGCCAUCCUGGCCUCUCUCGAGGGCAGCGAUCUCGACCCCGGCCUGGACCCCAGGCAGGUUCGCGCUCUGGACACGUACUGGUCUCAGCUGCGCCUGCUCUACUCCCCCUUCGAGGCGCACCUUGCCGGCCCCGACCCUGAGGUGUAUGAGCAUGAGAUUCCUGGUGGCCAGCUCACCAACAUGAUGUUCCAGGCCUCGCAGCUCGGUCUCGGAUCGCAGUGGCUGGAGACCAAGAAGGCCUAUGAGCACGCCAAUGACCUCCUGGGUGACAUCGUCAAGGUCACGCCGACUUCCAAGGUUGUUGGCGACCUUGCGCAGUUCAUGGUCUCGAACAACCUCUCUGCCGAGGAUGUCAAGGCUCGCGCUUCGGAGCUUGACUUCCCUGGGUCGGUGCUGGAGUUCCUGGAGGGCCUCAUGGGCCAACCCUACGGCGGCUUCCCCGAGCCUCUGCGGUCCGAUGCUCUGCGCGGCCGCCGGAAGCUCGACAAGCGCCCGGGCCUGUUCCUCGAGCCUGUCGACUUUGCCAAGGUCAAGAAGGACCUGGCCAAGAAGUAUGGCGGCCCCGUCACCGAGUGUGAUAUCGCUUCGUACGUCAUGUACCCUAAGGUGUUUGAGGACUACAAGAAGUUCGUCCAGCAGUAUGGCGACCUGUCUGUCCUGCCUACACGGUAUUUCUUGAGCAAGCCCGCCAUCGGCGAGGAGUUCAAUGUCGAGCUUGAGAAGGGCAAGGUUCUCAUCCUGAAGCUCCUUGCUGUCGGCCCGCUCAGCGAGAACACCGGCCAGCGCGAGGUCUUCUUCGAGAUGAACGGCGAGGUCCGACAGGUCACUGUCGUCGACAAGAUGGCCGCAGUCGAGAACGUGAGCCGGCCCAAGGCCGAUCCCGGUGACUCGAGCCAGGUCGGUGCGCCCAUGUCAGGUGUGCUGGUCGAGCUUCGCGUGCACGAGGGCUCGGAAGUGAAGAAGGGCGACCCCUUGGCCGUGUUGUCGGCGAUGAAGAUGGAAAUGGUCAUCUCGGCGCCUCAUAGCGGCAAGGUGUCAACCCUUCAAGUCAAGGAGGGCGACUCGGUUGACGGCUCCGACCUGGUGUGCAGGAUCGUCAAGGCUUGA
Molecule: messenger RNA, 3570 nt
Organism: Purpureocillium lilacinum
Lineage: Eukaryota; Fungi; Ascomycota; Sordariomycetes; Hypocreales; Ophiocordycipitaceae
Product: pyruvate carboxylase
Biological process (GO): gluconeogenesis; pyruvate metabolic process
Cellular component (GO): cytoplasm
Molecular function (GO): metal ion binding; pyruvate carboxylase activity; ATP binding
Source: RefSeq, a predicted model, not a curated record